AUGGUUGCCAAUCCACGUGCUACAAUGAGCAAAUUCAUAUCGGGGGUGUCCAACUUCAUUGCUAAGGAAUGUCGAACUGCUAUAAUUGUUAAGAAGAUGGAAAUAUCUCGUUUUAUGACUUUUGUCGAACAAAUUGAAGGAGAAAAGAUCAAAGAAAUGAGAGUAAGGGAUUCUAAGAAGGCCCGGGUGCCAUACCCUAAAUCUCAAGGUGAAGGAGGUGCAACUGCUAGGAACCCUUCUAUUCAAAGGUGUGCAAAGUAUGGAAAGCGUCAUGAAGAAAGGUGCUUAAUGGGACUGGAUGCUUGGUAUCAAUGUGGAAAGAUGGGCCAUAUGCGAUCCGAUUGCCCUCUUGUAGCCAAUAAGGGUGGAGAUGGUUAUUCUAUAGGAGGACAAGUGAAACAAGGUGCCCAAGCUCAACCUAAGGGUGGCCAACGCAAAAACUGCUUCUAUGCUCUUCAUGCUAGGAAAGAGGUUGACGAGUCUCGUUAUGUGGUCACGAGUAUGUUACAAGUCUUUAACUUUGAUGUAUAUUUAUUGCUUGAUCAGGGUGCCAACUUGUCUUUUGUUACUCCUUACAUUGCUAUGAGGUUGAUGUGUGCCCCAAGUGUUAAUAAAACCUUUCUCGGUUUAGACUCCCAUUGGUGGUUCGGUGUUAACCAAGAGAGCUUAUAG
Molecule: messenger RNA, 672 nt
Organism: Solanum dulcamara
Lineage: Eukaryota; Viridiplantae; Streptophyta; Magnoliopsida; Solanales; Solanaceae
Exons: 2
Coding region: 1-672 (223 amino acids)
Molecular function (GO): nucleic acid binding; zinc ion binding
Source: RefSeq, a predicted model, not a curated record